Hyalella azteca is the source of this 1091-nucleotide messenger RNA. It is a transcript of the gene RFeSP, whose product is annotated as cytochrome b-c1 complex subunit Rieske, mitochondrial. Bases 80 to 754 code for a protein of 224 amino acids. Lineage: Eukaryota; Metazoa; Arthropoda; Malacostraca; Amphipoda; Hyalellidae. Gene Ontology annotation, biological process: mitochondrial electron transport, ubiquinol to cytochrome c. Gene Ontology annotation, cellular component: membrane. The transcript has 5 exons. The record is from RefSeq and is a predicted model, not a curated record. Gene Ontology annotation, molecular function: quinol-cytochrome-c reductase activity; 2 iron, 2 sulfur cluster binding.
UACUGACCCUGACCCAAGACAGUACGGCAGUGGCAGAGUUAUUGUGCGGUUAGGGCAGGAUCUCUUACAAUAAACCAAAAUGUUGUCUAAUGUAAGAGCCACUUCGUUUGCUGUAGGAAACUUUAAAAAUUCUGCAAAACUGGUUACUCCAGGCCUGUGCCAAGCUCGCUCCUCUCACACAGACCUUAAAGUACCUGAUUUUAGUGAUGUGCGCCACCCUGCUACUCUGGACCCUACGACCCCCACCAGUGAAGAGAGAAGGAAGCUCUUCAAGUACAUGGUACUUGGCAGUGCGGCAUCUGCUGGGGCUGUGCUCGCCAAGGGCAUUGUCCGAGGCUCUGUGAACCACUUUGCACCCAGCAAGAGUGCCUUGGAAGUUGCCAGCAUUGAGGUGGAGACGUCGAAGAUCCCAGAAGGCAAGAGCUUGGUGGUCACAUGGCUUGGAAAACCCAUCUUCAUCAGGCACAAGACGGAUGCAGAAAUUGAAGAGCAGAAGGCUGUUGAUGUGAGCUCUCUUCGCGACCCCGUCCCUGACGUGGACCGCUUCCCUGACCUGCGCUGGCAGGUGCUCAUCGGCGUGUGCACGCAUCUCGGCUGUAUCCCCAUCGAGGGCAAAGGUGACUUCGGCGGCUACUACUGUCCAUGCCACGGCUCACAUUACGACUUUGCUGGGCGCAUUCGUAAAGGCCCUGCUCCCAAAAACCUGGAGGUUCCCCCGCACAGGAUUUCUGGUGACCUCCUUAUAAUUGGAUAGACUAAUAUUUAUUUCGAUCCACAGUAAUGCACAUUUAUUAAGAACUGAUAACAAUGCUUGUGAAUAGUAAGGAAAGUAAAUUAAAUAUUGAUUACAUGUUAACCUAAAUUUCUUGCUUGAAUUUCUUUGGCAUAGAAUUUUGUCAAGCGAAUACAAUGGGCUUGAAGCUGCGCAAUAUUGGUCUUACCAAAAGCAAAACUGCCAGCAUAGAAAGAAUAUUUCAAUCACGAUCGUUAUUUCGUUGCAGUUCCAUGUUUGUAAAUAGUAUAAAUGGUAACUUAAAAUAAAUAAUAACUUCAACAUCUUAUUCACGUUGAAAUAUGUGGAAACUGAUGUG